AUGUUUAAGUGUGACGGUCGAUAUAUCGGAACACCGAAAGACUGUGGAUCUUUGUAUAGAAGAAUGAAUAAGGUAUUUGACGAAACUAUCGAGGAUAUUGGAGCUGAAAGAAUUGAGAAAAAACUCUUUGAAGCACGUCGAAAUUAG
Molecule: messenger RNA, 147 nt
Organism: Blumeria graminis f. sp. triticale
Lineage: Eukaryota; Fungi; Ascomycota; Leotiomycetes; Helotiales; Erysiphaceae
Source: the annotation of a GenBank genome assembly